Acanthoscelides obtectus is the source of this 559-nucleotide messenger RNA. The record is from the annotation of a GenBank genome assembly. Lineage: Eukaryota; Metazoa; Arthropoda; Insecta; Coleoptera; Chrysomelidae.
CGAGCAUUAAACAGCGAUAAUUUUCUGUUUCAAAUUGUCAUAUUUAUUCUAUGACACACCAAUGGAUUUCGAGAUACUCGUACAAGUUGUUACAGAAAGAAGUUCAUUGUUGAAAACGAAAGUUCAAACAUAUUUUUACAUGCUCCGUCGAUGUAUCAUAGGCGAGAAAGAGCAAAGUGUGCUGGCUAUUGGUAGAAGAAAGAAAACUGAAUAUGGCAUAUCAAAAGUAAAAAUCAGAAAUACAUUUACAGCUAAGAUAAACAUACGAGUAUUUUUUCAAAUACGUCGUUUUUCUUAUUGUUUCUUGUCUCGAACCCAUAUCCAUUUAUCCGCACCAUGCGGUUCCAAUGCGAGUAAUUCGCAAGGUACAACAAUGCAAGUUUCAAGUCAACGAUCCAGAAUAACAACUUUUCAUUGUCUCUGUCCGUUCGGAGAUAUACAUCUCAGGCAUGCGGUUACCGGAAAAGAUUUAAAAAUCUGCGACCACUUUUUAUUUAUGAUACUAUUUACGUGGAUAGUCUGUUUCUUGGUGUACUUCAACUGUCAACGCAGUGUUUAA